AUGGGAAGCGGUGCUCCACCCCAGGAUGGCACCACCACCGUCAAGCAGAUCGAGAACAACAAGAUCGAGGUGCUCGACCACCGCAACGACGUGUUACCGCUCCGACUUGAGCGGAAGCCGGCCCGAUACCAGAGGGUCAAAAUGGUGCUGCCGCUGCUAAUCCUGCUGGCGCUGGGAGCGGUCGCCCACACGCACGGCAAUUCUGGUGCGGCCAAGACAAUCGUUUUUGUCGUCCUCGGAGUCGGUGUGGCCAUCUUCCUGGCUUUGAUCG
Molecule: messenger RNA, 271 nt
Organism: Prorocentrum cordatum
Lineage: Eukaryota; Dinophyceae; Prorocentrales; Prorocentraceae
Source: the annotation of a GenBank genome assembly